This is a messenger RNA of Phyllopteryx taeniolatus (common seadragon), 2056 nucleotides long. It is a transcript of the gene dnajb11, whose product is annotated as DnaJ heat shock protein family (Hsp40) member B11. NCBI's taxonomy places the organism in Eukaryota, Metazoa, Chordata, Actinopteri, Syngnathiformes, Syngnathidae. Gene Ontology annotation, molecular function: misfolded protein binding. Gene Ontology annotation, biological process: protein maturation; protein folding. Bases 133 to 1215 code for a protein of 360 amino acids. The transcript has 10 exons. The record is from RefSeq and is a predicted model, not a curated record. Gene Ontology annotation, cellular component: endoplasmic reticulum.
CCUUGACAAGCCGGAAAAAGGCUCGGCUGUGACUGGCAGCUGGAUCCAACCGUCAAAAGAAGCCGGCUCUUCAUUUCAACAUUUCGUUGCACAUAUAUAUAUAUAUAUAAAUAUAUAUUUAGGGGUUUAUAUAUGGCUACCAAAGGGAUGAACCUGUGCACCGUGUGCUGCUUGAUCCUCUGGGUUGUCAGUACAGUGUUUGCAGGGCGAGAUUUUUAUAAGAUCCUCGGGGUGAGCAAGAGUGCAUCAAUCAGGGACAUCAAGAAAGCCUACAGGAAGCUAGCGCUCCAGUUACACCCCGACAGGAACCAAGACGACCCCAAAGCUCAGGAUAAAUUCGCCGACUUGGGCGCAGCAUACGAGGUUCUGUCUGAUGAGGAGAAAAGGAAACAGUAUGACACGUAUGGAGAAGAUGGACUGAAAGAAGGCCACCACAGUUCACACAAUGAUAUCUUCUCCAGUUUCUUUGGCGACUUUGGUUUCAUGUUCGGAGGCAACCGACAGCAGCAGGACCGAAACAUCCCCAGAGGAAAUGACAUUGUACUUGACUUGGAGGUCACGCUCCAAGAGGUUUACUCUGGGAACUUUGUGGAGGUGGUACGGAACAAGCCCGUAGCCAAAGAGGCGUCCGGGAAGAGGAAAUGCAACUGCCGACCAGAGAUGAGGACUACGCAGCUCGGCCCAGGCCGCUUCCAGAUGACCCAAGAGAUGGUGUGCGAUGAAUGUCCCAACGUCAAGUUGGUGAACGAGGAGAGAACACUGGAGGUGGAAAUUGAACAAGGGGUGAGAGAUGAGAUGGAGUACCCCUUCAUUGGGGAAGGGGAGCCCCACAUCGACGGAGAGCCUGGAGAUCUGCGUUUCCGCAUUAAAGUGCUAAAACAUCGCGUAUUUGAGCGCAGAGGGGAUGAUUUGUACACCAACGUCACCAUCUCUCUGGUGGAGGCGCUGGUCGGCUUUGAGAUGGACAUCGUUCAUUUGGACGGACACAAGGUGCACAUCGUGCGGGACAAGGUGACCAAGCCCGGCGCCAGGAUGUGGAAGAAAGGCGAGGGCUUGCCCAACUUCGACAACAUCAACAUUCGUGGGUCGCUCAUCAUCACCUUUGACGUGGAGUUCCCCCAGACGCAGCUGGAUGAAAAGCAGAAAAAUGGUGUUCGUAACCUGUUGAAGCAAGGCUCCAUACAGAAGGUGUACAAUGGACUACAAGGCUACUAACGUGCCACUCCAUGCUGCUUGGACUGACAUGUAGAUGACAAACAACACGCAAACUACAACAAUAACAGCAGCAGCAGCAGAACGAGCGUGACCUGCACCACUUUUCUGGCCACAGUCUAUUUAUGUUUGUUUUGUUUUCCCGACUCAGGAUGUCUCGAAUUGAUUUGUUUUUACAUUUCAAGGUUCUUUUUUGUGCCCCCCCCUUUUUUUUUUUUUAUCCAAACCACAUUGUCAGGUUUAUUUAAGAUUAUAGGCUGUAUAAAAGAAAUGGGUGCCGGAGUCAGUUUGGUUUUGUCAUAAAUCAUACAAGUCCAGGGACAUUUGCUCAUAGACCUUUUAUACAGUUAACAGUACGUUUGCAGCUUGCAGAGGUUUUAAGGGGUAUUUGCUUCCCCUUUAGGCUUCCAAGGCUCUGUACUCUUUUACACGGUCUUUUGUUCCAAUUUGUUUUGUUCAUUGCAGAAGAAUCAUCAUGUUGACAUGUGAAUAACGUAGGAAAUAUACAGUGCAAAACUGUAAAAAUAAAAAAAAUGUUUUAUGGUUUAGUUUGUAAAGAGUUUUGCACUCCCUCUGGUGCCUCUUUUUGCUUCAAUGAAGAAAUUAUUCCUCUUCCUGACUGGAGAAAGUUUCCAAAUGCUACACAUUUUUUUCAUCAUGGUUUAAUCUAAAAGUUUUUUUUUUUUUUAUUUAGUUUUUUUGGUCAGUCUUUUGUGUUCCACAAAAGUGCGAUGCUGCCUCCAACUGUGAAAUAACUAAUCUUUUUGUUUUGAUUUUGGUUUGAAAGCUGAUUGGGAUUAAUUGACGUUUUGGGAGGAUGAAUAAAGAUUUCUUCCGGUUUUGA